AUGUUUUUAGAAUUNGCAAGCAAUGCAAUAAACGUAGAAAAUUCGUAUAUAACGUGGUAUCCUAUAUUCACUGCUCUUCAAUACGUAUCAAAGAUAUUUCCGUUUUCAGAUAGCACAAAGAUCAAGGAUAAAAUAUUACCACUAUUAAAUAGGUUUCUUGAAAAUAUAUCAUACAAAGAUUCCAAGAAUAGUGUUGAUAAUCAAAUAUAUCACGAAGUUCUAAAAUGGACAUGUAUUCUUGAUGGUGUACAGUGCAAAGAACAUCUCACUGAUAUAUUGAACUGGCAUUUCAAAAAUCCUGUACAAAACAAAUUGUUGCCAAGUUGGCAGAAAUGGAUAUAUUGCCAAGGUGUAAUAAAAGAAAUACUGAUGCAUGUGAAGUGGAAAAUAAUACAGGACAUGUACAUGUUACAAGAGAAAAAAGACCAAUACGUGCAAGGUUUAUUUUGUCGUAACCUGCAUUAUACUAUAGAAACUUUGCGAUCUGAACUUGAAUAUGAUUCAAUACAAGAAAGUGAUGCUGUUACCAUUCUUUUCGAUACUGUUGCAAGACAUGCAAAGGAUUUUUUUUCAUUGAACACUAUACUAAGCAAAAUACAAAAUAGAUUUCCAAGAAAGAUGAGUCUCCUUGCAGUUGUGAAUUUUAGUAUUAAUCACGUAUAUUUAGAUGAUGAUCUUGAAAAGUAUUAUUAUCACACUGUGGUUUUAGGUUAA
Molecule: messenger RNA, 714 nt
Organism: Pseudomyrmex gracilis
Lineage: Eukaryota; Metazoa; Arthropoda; Insecta; Hymenoptera; Formicidae
Exons: 5
Coding region: 1-714 (237 amino acids)
Source: RefSeq, a predicted model, not a curated record